Molecule: messenger RNA, 7481 nt
Organism: Drosophila innubila
Lineage: Eukaryota; Metazoa; Arthropoda; Insecta; Diptera; Drosophilidae
Product: serine-rich adhesin for platelets
Exons: 10
Coding region: 1815-7406 (1863 amino acids)
Biological process (GO): negative regulation of DNA-templated transcription; regulation of transcription by RNA polymerase II
Cellular component (GO): histone deacetylase complex; transcription regulator complex
Molecular function (GO): transcription corepressor activity
Source: RefSeq, a predicted model, not a curated record
CUGUGUCUGUAUCUGUAUCUGUAUCUGUAUUUGUAUCUAUAACUGUGUGCUGUUUUAUGUAGCAUAGCAUUUAUCGAUUUAUUUUGACUUCUACAAACAAACGUAUUAUUUAAUAUAAAAACAACGAUAACAGGAGCAUGCCAAACACACAAAAAUGGGAAUGGGCUAAAAAACAAAUGGUAAGGAGGUGCGGGUAGAAUCGAAAGGGAGUGGAAAAACUUUAGGGCGCUUUUGGGUUCAGCAGCCACAACUUUUGCGCAUAAUGCGCCAAUUUUAACAACGACCUAAAGUCAAAUUGACUAAAACGCAUUGAAAACUUAAGUAAUUUCCCCAGUUAUUUUGUUUUUAGGCUCUUUUUUUUUUGUUGUUAAGCUUCUAAACAAAAUAUCGCUUGAAGCGAGCACUUUUCCUCCCAUUUUCUUUCGUCUUCACUUCGUGUCCAGCUUGUUAUUGCAGCUGUCUUCAUGACGUUGAAGUUUGUUUUUGGCCGAGUACAAAGAUGUGUUAUAUAUUGAAAUAACGAGGAAAAUGCAGUGAAGUUGAAACGUGGCAAGCGAAGGUAUUAAAAGAAAAUUCAUAAACUGCUUAAUGAAGCAAAGCAAUUACAUAAGCGCAAAGAAAUACAGCAAAUGCGAAUUGUAACCGAUAAAAGCAUCCACAAUUGUGGCAAUUUAUUUUUGGUAAAACUGAGUGAAAAACAAACGGAAAGUUUUACGUUAUAAGUAAAUAAAUGUGUACAGCAAAUUUGUUAUAUAUAUUUCCCAACUUCUAUUUCUGCAGGUAGCUGUUAAAUACUUAUAAUCCAAAAAAGCGUGUCAAGCCGUCCUCUUUACAAACAAAAUAUCAUAAAAUAUGUAACUAAAAUUUAAACAAAUACUUUUUCAACAAUAAUUGUUUAAAUGCUCAUAUACCUUAAUAAAUAACUUAAUAUACAUAAUGUACACUAAAUACGAGUACAAUAACUAAAUAAGAGGCAAUACUUGCCUCUCGCUAAACGAGUGAGAACCAAGAUGAUGGUAGCCCAAUCUUUGGCCCACCUUUUGCGCGCGCGUGUGAAAUAAAAAGAAAAUACAAAACAAAAAAAAAAAAAAAAAUAAAGAAAAGAAAAUAAUUAAAAAAAAAGAAUAAAGAAAAUCAUAUGAAUAACCACAGACACACUGAGCAAAGCAAAGCAGAAAAAACAAAAAUAUAAAUAAAAAUAAAAAAAGAAAUUAGUGAAAAGUAUUAAAACGAAUUAUAAUAACAUCAGCAGCAAUAAAAACAACAACAACAACAACUACAACUACAACAACAACAACAACGGCAACAACAAAAGCAUAAGCAUAAGUGAGAGCAGCCAGAGCCGUGGAAAAUCAACUCAAUGUCAAAGUGGACGCCGGAUAUAGAAAUGCUCAUCAUAUAGUUAUUGUAUACAUACAACCUCAUAUAUGUAUGUAUGUACAUUCAUGUGUGUAUAUAGCGUAUAAAAAGCAAUAGCCGUGGAUUAGAGAACCAUCGCUGCCACUUGCCGUUUACCGUUUGCUGUUGCUAACGACAAUCAACAUCUAGGAAAUUCAUCAUACGCACUGUGGGACACGACACAAGCAAAUGCAUUACCUGAUUGAAAGCAACAAGAAAGAAGAAAGAAAAACGGAAUCGAAUAUGUUCUAUCAUACAAAACCUUUUUGCAGAUUUUUGAUUUUGUAUCCCCAUCAUCACCACCACCACCACUACAACAACAACAACAACAACUACAACAACUACAACAACAAUAACAAGAACAAGCACCAACAAGAACAAGAACAACAAGAAUAUCAACUGCGUCAAGUGCGACGAUGGCUGCCAUAAAUACGGUACCCAAAAGCAUACACCUGCCAUUGACGAGUCUCAGCACGCCGCGCGUGUUGAUGUGCAGCGCCUCCGUUGGCAGUGAAGGAUCCGUGACACUGCAAUUGAGAGAUGCCAAUGCCUUGGAGACAACAACAACAACACCAGCAGCAGCGACAACAAAGACAACAGCAACAGCAGCAACUACAACAAUAGCAACAUCUUCGUCAUCAUCAUCAUCAUCGAGCAAUCCAACAAAUGGCGUCACUCUGCUUGAGACCUCAUCAUCAGCGUCAGCAUUAGAGAAUGCAUUGACCAUUGGCUAUCCGGAUCCGGAUAUGUUAGCAGAUGUUUUGGGCACCAUUCAGACAGCCUCUCUCAAAAACAAACACAGCAGCAGCAGCAACAGCAACAGCAGCAGUAAAAGAAGUAGCAACAACAACAGUAGAAAUAACAGCAGCAACAGCAACAGUGCACCAACAAUUCUAAAUACAAGUGCUGGCAUUCAUUUGAAUAAUCCGAACAAGAUAACGAUAACGCGUCGAAGUUCGACGAACAAGAUCAGUGUACAGACGGUGAGCACGUCGACAAACACAACCAUUAGCAGUAUUAGCGGCAACAAGACCAACUACAUUAAGAACUGUCUAAUACGCAGCAGCAGCUGCAGCAACACUGCCACCAAUGUCACGACGCUGGCACAGAUUAUGAGCAACAGCAGCACCAGCAGCGCUGCCAGUUUACUCAGUCAGCAUAACAAUAAUAGCAAUUGCAGCAACAGCAGUAACUUUAGCAACGCCUCCUCCGUUGGCAGCAGUAUUAGCAUUGGCAGCAGCACCAACUGCAGCAACAGUAGCAGCAACAGCAGCACCAACAGCAACAGUAACAGCAACAGCAACAGCAACAGCAACGACAGCAACAGCAGCAGUGGUCACAGUUUAAGUUUCAAGAGCAACGGUCGAAAUGUUCCUGGCGUAGUCACAACAGCAGCAUCCACAAACACCACAGCAACUGGCAUUGGCAUCGUCACCGUCGACACUGCGCCCAGAAAGAGUCGCCCCAAGCUAUCGUCCCCAACACGCCACGGACCGCAGCAGUGUCAGAUUUGUAGCAAGAUCUUUGGAAAUGCCUCGGCGCUGGCCAAGCACAAACUGACGCACAGCGACGAACGGAAAUAUAUUUGUGCGCUCUGCUCGAAGGCAUUCAAGCGGCAAGAUCACUUAAACGGACACAUGAUGACGCAUCGCAACAAGAAGCCUUACGAGUGUAAGGCCGAUGGCUGUGGCAAGUCGUAUUGUGAUGCACGCUCCCUGCGCCGCCACUCGGAGAAUCACCAUGGAGGCGUGGCCACGCCCACCAAUAGCUCAUUGUCGCCCGCAGCCAAUACAAGUUGCGGCAACAGCAGCAGCAGUGUCAGCAACGGCAGCAACAUUGGUGCUGGUGUUGGUGUCGCCACCAAUUCGUUGAGUCUGUCGCCGGCAACGGCUAGCGGGGAUGCCAGCUCACCGGAUGGGGCAACCUGCAUACGCACCUACAUCUCCACAGGCAGCUCUGUGGUGGAUGCGGCCACAGGAAUCGCGCUGUCCGAGGAGCAAAUCAAGGCCAUGAACUUGCCAAUCAAGACGGGAGUCACACUGCUGUCGCCAACGACAUCGACAUCCUCGAAUGCCUCAUCCACAGCAUCGUCCACGUCGUGCUCCUCCUCAUCCGUUGGCAGCAACAGUGGCAACAACAACAACCACAUUGGCAACACUCUUAUGUCCAGUUCACCGACUAUAACACUCAGCGAUGGGGCCAUGCUGGAGGGCGAGGGCUUGACACGGGAGCAGCUCGAUCUCAUCAGCAAGAUCAUGCAGCAGACGAAACAAACGAGCGCCCAGGUCACAGUCUCCUCUCCCACCAGCGUCAGCUCCUACAAGAUCAACACGGAGACUGCCCCGGUGCAAAGCCGGCCACGCACUUGGAACAUGCAAUUGCUGAAUAAUGCACAGAAUGUGACCGUUACCGUCGAGGAUGGCACCGAACUGGUUGCCUCCGCCACCAGCUCACCCGACGACGUCAAGGAGGAUGAGCUGAGUCAACAAAUUGUGGCUGCCAUCAAUCCCCACCUGCUCAACAUUGUGAAGAUCGACAAGCCAGUUGAGUGCAAUCUUUGUCACCGUAAGUUCAAAAAUAUACCCGCCCUCAAUGGGCAUAUGCGUCUCCAUGGUGGCUACUUCAAGAAGGAUCCAGAAACCAAGCGCAACGAGAAGAAGGAUGCAAGUGGACCGCCCUUGCAGACAGCCAGCAUCGGUGUCCGUGCCCUCAUCGAGGAGAAGAUCAUUAGCAAACGCAAGGACAUCAAUAAGGGCGCGUUUGUAGUGCCUGCACCACCCGGCAGCUCAGUGAACAGCGGGGGUGCUGGCGGUGGUGGUGGUGUCGGCAAUGGGGUCAGCAACCUGCGACGCUCCAUCAGCGAUUUGGAGAGUUUCCUCAAUCCGAAGAGCAGUUUGAGCCAGGCACUAGCCACCAGCUGCAGCACGAGCACCACCACAGCGGUGUUGCCGGCGGCCACCACCAUCAAGAGCAGCAAUGGUCUGAGCAUUCAGCAGAUUGGGCUGCCCCAGAGCAUUGAGAUCUUCAGCGGUGGCCAGAGACAGCCAAAGACUUUGAGCCUGGGCAGUGGUGCCAACACGAUAACCAUAACCACCAACAAUGUGCCUACCACAACCACCAUGAGCGCUCUAACGGCACUAAAGGGUGGCAGCGGCAGCGGCAGCGGCAGCGUCGUCGGCAGCGGCAGCGGCAGUGGCAGCGUCGUCUCGAACCACGCGGAUCCCAAGGACUCCACGUUGAUUGAGCUGUUGAAACGUGGCACACGGAUUGCCGUGACCUCCAAGAAGACGCAGUUGCAGGCACAAACAAGUACAAACCUGCUGCUCAGCAAUAUGUCCGGCACGGAACUGACCACCAUUGGUGGCAGUCUGCAUACGGGUCGACAGAUCAUCACCAACAACAAUCGCACUGUCAUCAUACCCUCGGAUGUGCAUGUCGUCUCCACCAAGAGCAAGUUGAUCUCCAGCAGCAGCAGCAGCAACAGCAGCAACAACAACAGCAGCAGCAACAACAACAGCAGCAUCUCCUUGCCGGAUGGCACUCCCCUCUCCCUGACCAUCGCUCCAAGUCAAGAGAGCCUCGGCGUCAUUGGGGAAACCAGUGGCAUGACGAACGGAGGAGGUGGUGUCUAUACGGUGACCUAUACCAGCGAUGCGGAUGCAUCGGAUCUCUUUGACGAUGCCGAGGUGUACAAUGUCUCCGAUACGGAGAUGCUGCUGCAAACUGUGGACACCAUGGAGCUGCUGAACGAUGACGAGGACGAGGCACACAAAAGUGAACAUUCCGAUGACUUUGCCCUGCUCGGCUCCGAGACCGGCGGAGAUCACACGCAGCUGAUUAAAUUGGAGCCAGAUGCAGGGCAGUGCAACAGCAGCAACAACAACAACAACAACCACAACAGCAAUAUUAAUCAGACGACGCCAUUGCCCACCUUCCAGCAAUUCCAUUCCAAGGAGCUCAUCAUGCAGAACAGCUCACAGAUCCAGGCGAUUGCCAAUAUGCGCGGAGGCAGCAGUCUGGGUGUGCUUGCCUCGCCCCUGCACUCACCCCUCGCCUAUCCGACGCCGCCGUCCAGUCACGAGAACGUGGCGCAAUCCUCACCCUUCAUCGAGGAUGCCGCCGCCCAGUUUGUGGACGCGAAUCACACGUUCUUUGGCGACAAGACGGACUUCUCCCACGUCUACUUCAAGACAGACGAUAGCGAUUCCCUGCAGCAGCAGCUCAGCGACAAUGACAAUGAGAAGAUACUCAAAUUGAAGUCCGUGCUGGAGGAGAGCAGCUUUGAUCCGUCCAUCAAGGUGGAGGAUCUGCUCAAUAGCAACGAGGAUGAUGCCGAGUGUGAUCUGCGUGAAUUUGCCGAGACAAAUCUGUCGUUUCUCGACGAGGAUCAGGAGUUUCUCAACGAUUCGCGCAACGCCACAUCGCCGCUCUCCGAGUCCUUCUUCACCAGCGGCAUCGGCUCCGCCGAGGAUGUCAAGCAGGUGCUGCGCGAGGUGCUGCCCGAUGAGAACAUGCAGCUGCAGCUGAGCAGCGAGCAGCAGGGCGAGAAUAUCAUAGAUCUCUACUAUCUGCCGGGACUGGGACUGCAGUCCCAAAUGAUGCCCAACUCGGAUGAUCCACUGUUGUCGUCGUCGCCACGGGAAUUUGGCCAGCAGCGUCAGUUGCUGCAUGCAACAACAACGUCGGCAGUUCAGGUCAUGGAGCCGACAGUGCUGUACGAGCAGCAAUCAACGCAGCAGCAGCAGCAGCAACAACAACAGCAGCAACAACAGCAGCAACAGCAGCAACAGUUGCUGCCACAAACCGAGCUACCGCAACAGCAGCAACAACAACAGACAGAGUUCAUGCUGCCCAACUACACUCCGGUGUCGUGUCAGACACAAUAUCUGGACACCAAUCAGCAGGCGAUGACGUUGCAGCCACUGAACAGCCUGUUGCAGCCAUUGCUUUAUGCCACCGGCAACAACAACGGCAACAACGGCAACAACAACGUCGGCAACUCGAGUGAGAAACACGAGUUCACCACACUGCUCAGCACUCAUGUCGGGGGGCAUGCCACAGUGCUUGAUGCCAGUCUGCUGUUUGCCUGCAGCGACAGUGGCAACAAGCAACAAGUGAUUGCCACCGCGUUGCCAGCAGCAGCAGCAGCAGCAGUGCCACCGCCAGUGGCAAGUGUCUCCAAUCUACAGCCAUUGUCGAACCAAACGAAUUCCAUACUGAAGCGUCGUUUGCGCUCGAAUGGAGCGCAGGAUGUGCACAAGUUCUCCAAAUUCCAUACACUCUCGCCGCAUCGCUCCAAGCUGCGUAAACCUUCCCGCACUCAUUAUACGCCAGCUCCCAUCCUGAAUCCGGAUCGCAAGGGCACCGGACUCUAUUGCAAUGUGCGCAAGCAACUCGGCCAGGGCAUCUUCGAUGUCUUCGACGAUGACUUUGGCGAUCCUGUGGGUCUGGUCGACUUCUCCGACGAGUCCAAGGUGAAUCUGGGCUCGACUUAUCAGGCUCAGAUACCCGCCUGCAAGCCGUCGGAUGAGUACAACAAGGAGACACCAAUGGGCGCCGAUCUGAUGUGGGAUCCCAGCGUGCAGCUUGACGAGAAGAUCCUCAUGCGCUACAUAGAUCUCAGCAAAUCAUCUGCCGUCCCCAUGGGCAGCCAUUCGGAGGAAGUCGCUCUCCAAACCCUUCUCGACGCCAAGGGCAACUCGGCAGCUGCUGUCUUAACCCUGCUCCAAACCCAGUCCAGCGCAUUCCAGAUGAAGUGGACUGCCUACGAGCUGGAGCAGUUUCUGCGAGGUCUGGAGAAGCACGGCAAGAACUUUGGCAAAAUCGCAAGCGAGCUGCUUACAAAGACAUCGGGUGAGUGCGUUCAAAUGUAUUAUUUUUGGAAGAAGCUCUGUGUGGACUACAAGGUGUCUCAUCUGAAAAUGGAGCCAGUUACGCCCAGCACUCCGACGGUGGAGCAGAAGCCCUACGUCUGUGAGAUUGCCGACUGCUCGGCGGGUCUUCAAUAAGGUUAAGAGCCGCAGUGCCCACAUGAAAACUCACCGAGUACAGGAGUCGGAACAAUCCUCUAAUUCCAAACAACA